Molecule: messenger RNA, 2289 nt
Organism: Trifolium pratense (red clover)
Lineage: Eukaryota; Viridiplantae; Streptophyta; Magnoliopsida; Fabales; Fabaceae
Product: RAB11-binding protein RELCH homolog
Exons: 8
Coding region: 1133-1660 (175 amino acids)
Biological process (GO): intracellular cholesterol transport
Cellular component (GO): recycling endosome; trans-Golgi network
Molecular function (GO): protein binding
Source: RefSeq, a predicted model, not a curated record
UGAGAGUAUCUUUGGCACUGAUGGUAUGUUUGGAAUGGUGACUGAAGGAUCUAGUGAUUUCUUCUUUUGUAUGAUUAUAACUCUACAGUUUAAUCACAAUCAUAGCAAUGGAAGGGAAGAUCCGAAAGAUGUAUUUUGCUCGCUUCAGUUGUUUGAAGCUGUUGGUGUAAAGUAUUGAAGAUUACAGACAACUGCUAAUUUUAGGUUUUUUUUUUUCUUUUGCAGACUGAAUCAAUUUUGCUUUGGUUGAAAUUUUUUUUUUUGUUUAAGAUGAGUGGGAAUCGAACCCAUGACCUAUAGCGUACUACCCAAAUCCCUCACCACGACCAAACCAAGUGGCUUGUUUGAAUGUUUAUUUACUUUCUGUGAUUGUUGAAUUGAAUAUCGUAAUACCUUAUGGGAAAGAUAACAAGUUAGAUUUCAUUCAUGAUUUUGGAAAAUUUCAUGAGAAACUGUUCUAGGAAAAUUUGUCUGAGAAAAAAAAAAAUUAAUACCUGAACAGAAGUAAAGAAGAGAUUUUUUGACUAAAAAUUGGCAGGACCAAUUAUUUAACCUUUGUAAAUGAACUUAUUUUCAAGAUUUGUUGAUCAAUGCUGGAAUGUAGACGUUUUGUUGAAAAUGCUGAGUGUUUUCCAAACUUGAUAAAGCUGGCCUGCUUGUUGCCACAAAAAGAAGAUAAUUUACGGAGCCGAAUUUCGAAGUUUCUGUUAUAUGUAUCUGAAUGUUUUGGGGAGUCCUAUGUGACAUGCAUAAUGCUACCGGUAAUUUUAACUGCAGUAGGGGAUGACGCAGACUUGACUUUUUUUCCUACUGCUAUCCAUUCAAGAAUUAAAGGUUUGAGGCCAAGAUCUGCCGUUGCUGACAGGCUUUCUGCAAUGUGUGUCUUACCGCUUCUGUUGGCCGGUGUUUUGAGUGCUCCUGGAAAACAUGAACAGUUAGCUGGAUAUUUAAGGAAGCUUCUACUAGAAGAUAAUUCCAUGGAAAAUCGAUCAACCAAGCAAACUCCUGAUAUUAUUAAUGCUAUCCGCUUCAUUUGGUUCGAUUAUCACCACAAACAUUUUUAAAAUUCAACGUAUUUUUGUCCAAAAUUCAUUACGAGCUUUCUUUAUAAUGCAGCACAUAUGAAGAAUAAAUGCUGGUAUUUAAUAUAUUAUGGGAAAUGGUGAUCAGCUCUAACAUGUGCAUGAAAAUAAAUGCUGCCCAUCUGCUGAAAGUUAUUGUUCCAUAUAUUGAUGCAAAGGCUGCUUCAACUCAUGUUUUGCCUGCUCUAGUUACUCUUGGAUCUGAUCAAAACCCGAAUGUAAAGCAUGCCAGCAUAGAUGCAUUUGGUGCAGUGGCUCAGCACUUCAAAAAUGAGAUGAUUGUUGACAAGAUACGUGUUCAAAUGGAUGCUUUUCUUGAAGAUGGUUCCCACGAAGCUACUAUUGCUGUUAUUCGUGCGUUGGUGAUUGCCGUACCACAUACAAUAGAAAGACUUAGAGAUUAUCUUUUGUCCAAGAUUUUCCAACUUACAGCAAUGCCGAAUGCAGCAAAAGAUUUAUGUGUUGACGAGAGCGAGCUGAUGCAUUCUGUGAGGCAAUCCGUGCUCUGGAUGCUACAGAUAACCGUGUUCUGUUGUCAUAAGAUUCAAAAAAAAAAAUCAUGGAUUGGAAAUAUGUAAUCUACACAUGGAUCUACCAGUUUUGUAGUUUUUCUGUAUCCCGAUUGGUAACUGUAAUGUAUGGAUCUUUGUAGCUUUUCUUUGAAAGACUUGGAUGCACUGGAUCUGUGUAGCACUUUUACUCCUUGAGGUGCCAUAACCUCCACUGAGUAGAUGGAGUUAGGAUUUCCCACAUUUGUAUGAAUUAUGUGCUGCUUAUUGCUUCCUUCGUUUGAAUGCUGCAAUGCAAGGAAGAGGGACCAGCCCACCUUAAGUUCUGAGUCUCUCAUUAUCAUAUAGUGCAACAUAACAAACAUUUAGAGUAGUUUUGUAUUCACUAGUAUUUUAGUUUGAACACGGCAUCGGGGACCAACUACCCAAAUACAAAUGUAGUUAUAAAGUUAGUUGGUGACCAACUAACUUAAGUUACUUAACCAGUAUUAAGUCAUAUAAAAAUAGCAGUUUUUUUUCCAUUCUAAGGAGCCUAACUAUAAAACUCACACACACACAGACGAAGUGUUGAUAAGUGGGGAAUCAUGGACUCGAACUCGCACUCCAACAUAUCAAAUGUCUAUGUAACAUUUUACCAUUGAGCUUUACUUACGGGACAAAUAAGUAAUAACAGUGUUUUAGUGACUCAAGUGUUAACA